AUGGUGGUGAUCGUACUUGACGACAGCAGUGACGCGUCGUCAGAAGUCGAGAUGGGGCGAGUAUCAGCAUUUAAGACACCCCCCGCAUCGCCAGCAGUGUCGCAAGGACGCGAACAGUCCAUCAGCUACACGAAUGCAGUGGAGACUGCGCUGGCGAUGGCGGCGGCUUUAGAGACAAGGGAGUCGGCCAACAGUCACAGCUCCACCGAAAGAAAAGAAAUGAAGGCGAUUUCUGCGCCUCCACUGCUGUCUAAGAAGACCAAUAAUCUGUCCACAAAGCAGAAAAUUGGCCGGAGACGACAGCAGCAAGAUUUUGAACGGCGGCAGAGUGCGUCGAGAUCCGCCAUUAAUUAUCAAGACAUGAGGAACAAUCAGAAGACUGUGCAUAGACGAAAAGAUGGAGCAAAACGCCGAUCUAGAGUGAGGUCCAAUAGCUCCAGUGGUUAUUCUAGUUCUGAUUCGGGUUCUGGGUCUUGGCGUUGUCACUUUGGAGUUACCGAACAACGGCGAGUGCGACCAAUCAUUGAGCGUACCAAGGAAAAGAGCUCGAGCUUUUGGCGGCAGAAACAGCAUCGACGUCGAGCCACUGUUGAUCCAGCAAAGAUGGUAAUCCAGAAUGAGAUCGUUGACUUGUUAUCUUCUUCCUCCUCCAGCUUUUCUGAUACAUCUCUCGUCUGCCACUCGUCGGGUAGUGAGACGCCGACAAAGACGUCUGUGAAGGCUGGACAGAAGCAACUGAUGCUGACUGAUCGUGUACUAAAAGAAAACCAGCCCCUGGCUUCUCGAACUUCUGGGCAACACGCCAAGCUUUUGUUGAAUGGAAGUAAACAUUCAGCAAAGAAAGUAUUACGUGGUGGAAAACGCAAGCGCUUGUUGCCACAGAUGCAAUCAGAGUCUACUGGUGAAGUCAAGAAACGAGGUCUGGCACCAGGAAUACUGUCAGCGAAGAAGAGUGACGUAAAAAAUGUUACUAAUAUGGACGGCAGGCAACCUCUAGACGCUAGAUUACAGUCCACGACCUUGGAACAGAACGCGCCGGUGUCUGUGUUGUCGUCAGGAGCGUCAAUAGCAUCAGCCUUACCUUCACCAGCCUCGUUACCAAGACAGAUAACAUCGCAUGAAACUGUGGCAAAACCGCCUUUUGCGUCACACUUAGCGAGCCAAGCGCAUGAAGGAAAAGCCGACGUGUUGAGGCAAAUUGAUUGUCGCACACCUGUUUCUGCCAGUAUGGCACUCUUUAAGACGGUAACUUCUACAGUAUCGCAACCUGCACCUGAAGUGUCUGUGUGUCCUUUGGCUUCGCUGUCCCCGUCGGCAGUUCCGCGAAAGAUGCGGCGGGUGUUGUCUCGCUUCAAUGCAGAUCGAGUGUCGCUUGACGACUUGCAGGCUCAGGAGCGAGAGCUUGCGUGGAUCCAGGCGCAGCGCAAACAGUCGCAAAAUCGAUCCCGUUCCUUGAAGAGGGCUACUAGAAAGUCGCAAACGUGUCGUCAGGGGCUUUGCGUAGAUGAUUGUUCGGAUUCAAAGAGCGUAGUUGGCUCGAAGGAAGGACAAAACAAUGAAUGGCAAAUUGCGACAAAGGCGAAGCCUUCACAUAGAGUCAAGAGGAGUCGUGUUGAUGGAUUUCACACUGCGAUGCUCCACUCCACAUCGUAUCGCGGUGUCUUCUUCGAUGAGGCCCCGUCAAAUUUUGUUUGUGGUCACAAAUGCAGUGUACCUUUUGAGUCAAAUUGCGACCACUCGCUUGCAUUUUAUGACGAAACCAACACGCUGAUCAGUUACUGCUCAAUCUUGGAGAGCUUUGGCAAACCGACCCAGUGUAUUUCGUCCGUGUUCCCAAGCGAAGCGGCUAACUCACAAAGUGAUGUUACUCGCUCGGUGAACUCCUUGGUGACGGCAUAUCUCCCCAUUAUCCGCCUCUGUUAUCGAAGAAAGGUACAAGCUAUCUUGUCAGAGGCUCGACAGAAGAUUUUUGCUUACCAAGCAGAAGUGAAGUCACACAGGAUUACAGGCGGUGACAAGAGAUUGACACCACACUAUUUGCUUCGCUCCUAUCCGGAGAAACGCGCUGUGAAACAUCUUAAGUCCGUGGAGCACACGUUCAAUUCAAGCUUCGGUGGUGCCUCCUUCCAGGUCGGGCGUGGUGACGGGCUCGUGCGAGAAAGGACUGUAUCGGCGCUUGUUCAGGUGAAUGCUGUCCAAGAGAUUCGGCCGCUACGAAGGUAUACAACGAGCGUGGGGCUGCGUACCAACUAUCGUGUUGAAGACGAUCCGAUCCUGCCCUACGCGGCUAAAGUUAGACAGCACAGAACUGACGGCGGAAGCGGUGGUGGUGAGUUAACGAAGAAGCAUGAUCUACGAAUCGGCCGCGUGGCCGACGACGAGGUGGCGGAGUAUGUCUUGCGUCUAGUGGUUCGUCGUCUUGGCGACUCGGAGCAGGUGUUUCACGCAUUGAAGAGCGAGCUCAACUUCACUCACGCAUUCACGGCGUACAGUGAAUUGAAAAAGUUGCACAACUCAAGGGUGCAAGCAAGUGCCCGACUGGACCAUGUGAAAAAGCUUAGUCGUGACGGAUCGCGCGCGGCGGAUCCUAACGUCACAGCUAUCGUUAAGUUGAUGGAGCAGUGGUCGUUACUAAAUGCCAGUAGCGCGAAAAAAUUGAGGCGACGCUUGCAGCCACCAAUAGGUAACUUCGAGUCAAACGUCGUAGACAAUCUCGUAGAAAGCGCAUCGGCGAGCAUGAAAGCACUGGGGUUACGUGCGUCAGACUCCUACAGCAAGCUGGUCGGCGUGUAUACUUGCUCGUUCUGCCGGAUGUGCUACAUGUACGCAUGUCACGAACACGGUGGCGACCACCCGCUGCCGACCAGGCGCAUGGAGCCUACGUACCCCCGUGUUCGGCUGGUUCCACACUAUCAUUUACCAGAUGAAGCUGCUUCUUCAACGGUUGCGUUGGAUGAGAACGUGGUUAACAAGAUUGCAGGAAAGGUUAGACUCGCCGACACUCCAGUAGCCAGCAAUGUUCAGCGGGAGCAAUCUGUACCCAAAGUGCAGCAGGAUCAAGGCGGUCUUAGUGAUGUUAUAGACAUGAGCGAAGACGCGACGACCGCUGAUCCGUCCGAGUACGUGGACACUUCGCAUAUAUCGCUGGUGGCGCCAAAGAUGCGUUCAUUUUUGUCGACGCGCAGUGCAUGUGGGAAGUUGUGCCGGAAAAAUAGCAACUUCACCGAUGACCUGCAUAACAGAUUGUCACCAGCGGAGCUAGGCUUGAUUCGAAAGCUUCGCGAGGCGAUGGGUGAUAACUCGUGCUUGUUGGCUGCUGUUGUUGGUGGAAAUAGCUCCUGCAUAGAACUACACCAGUUUAUGCAGAAAGAGCGUUCUAGCGGCGAAAGCCAAAAGACAGAGGGCCUUGGGAGAUCGUGGCUUCGUUUGCGCAGUUGGAAGCAAGGACAAACGUUAGGCGGGGGUAACCACGAGCUGCUACGGAGGACUCGAGACCAGCGUUUGCAGGAUCGAGGUACGGAGAACCACGAGUACAAACCAUGCAUGCACGAGGGUUUGUGCGACUCCACUGGCUGCUCAUGCAUGAAGCGCGAUCACAUGUGCGAGAAGGCUUGCGCCUGCUCUCGUGAUUGUCCAAAUAGAUUUGAAGGAUGUACCUGUACGCCAGGUGAAUGCCGUACAAGCUUGUGUCAGUGCUAUGCAGCUUUACGCGAGUGCGACCCUGACGUUUGCGUAUCAUGCGGCUCAAGCGAAAUGGUGGUGGCAAUGGCGCUUAAAACCAUCACAAAAGCCAAGACGUGUGACAAUAUGAGCGUUAUUCGUGGGAAACACAAACGGCUAAGUAUAAGCUUUUCGGAUAUCCACGGAUAUGGUAUGUAUGCGCGUGAAGCAAUUGCAGCGGGCGAGUUUGUGUAUGAGUACGCUGGCGCGAUGGUAUCGCAGGAUGAGGCGGAGCGGCGAGGUCUGAUAUAUGACAAGACAGAAAUGAGCUUUUUGUUUGAUCUGAAUGAGGACGCAGUGCUGGACGCGCUUCGCUACAGCAACAAAAGUAAGUUCAUCAAUCAUGAAAAAGACGCACCGAAUUGCACAGCGAAGGCAGUGAGCGUUUGCGGUGUGCACCACAUCACGAUAUGGGCAUUGCGGACCAUCGCGGUCGGCGAGGAGCUGGUUUUCGACUAUGGCUACAAAAGGAGUGUAGCUCCGGACUGGAGUCGGCGACAAACGUCGCCGAAAGAUACCAGAUGA
Molecule: messenger RNA, 4245 nt
Organism: Peronospora farinosa
Lineage: Eukaryota; Oomycota; Peronosporomycetes; Peronosporales; Peronosporaceae
Source: the annotation of a GenBank genome assembly